AUGUUUAUUUUUGCAUUAUUCACUUUGGUUCUAUCUCAAAAUGAAAGUCUCAUCAUUUUAAGUCCAUAACAAUUAGCCAAUAAUUCAGAGCUGCAAUAGAUACCCUUCAAUAUUGCUGAAUUUAGUUAUGUGCCAUAUGGAUAGAGCAUUACAGGAGUGCUUGAAGUGGCUAAUCCUUAUAGUGUUUGUAGUCCAAAAUUCAAUCGCUCCGUUGAUCGAAGUGGUGAACAAUCAAACGUCAAGAUUCUUCUCUUAUAAAGAGGAGGAUGCACUAUGACCAAAAAAGUACUUAAUUUACGAUAAUUAGACUAUCGAAGCUUAAUUAUUAGGAUAUUAAAUAGUACUUAUGAUUAUGAGGAAACUUAGGAAAUAAAUACUUCACUAUUGAUGAUUUCCAAAAAAUAGGGGGAUUUGAUUAAAAAAU
This is a messenger RNA of Paramecium octaurelia, 424 nucleotides long. Lineage: Eukaryota; Ciliophora; Oligohymenophorea; Peniculida; Parameciidae. The record is from the annotation of a GenBank genome assembly.